Silurus meridionalis is the source of this 2903-nucleotide messenger RNA. RefSeq names its product carbonic anhydrase IX (gene ca9). Gene Ontology annotation, molecular function: zinc ion binding; carbonate dehydratase activity. Gene Ontology annotation, cellular component: plasma membrane. The record is from RefSeq and is a predicted model, not a curated record. NCBI's taxonomy places the organism in Eukaryota, Metazoa, Chordata, Actinopteri, Siluriformes, Siluridae. The transcript has 11 exons. Bases 56 to 1183 code for a protein of 375 amino acids.
UGACCGGCCUGUGAGUCAGUGAAGCUGUGGCUUUGUCUUUAUAUAGUGUGAGUGUAUGCCUAAGUGUGUAUCUGUGGGUUUACUGAUCAGAAGAGGGGAAAAAAAGCACCUCAGCAUGCUGUUCAAGCUCUUCAUUACCCUCCUGCUCAUCCACAGUCCGGUGUUGGGUGAAAGUUCUUCUGAAGAAGAUAAUGGAAGCAGUGAACAAGAAGGGCAUACAAAAGGUUCAUCCAAUGGCAAUCACUGGGGCUAUAAUGACCAGAGAUCAUGGCGGAGCACCUUUGGAGACUGCGGUGGAACCUCUCAGUCUCCUAUUGACAUUGAGACAAGAGACGUCAGUUAUAAUCCCAGUCUGCCAGCUAUAAAAUUACAAGGGUAUGAUUUAAGUGGUCAACCUGGAUUGAAACUGGAAAACAAUGGGCACACUUUGCAGCUCCAGUUGCCCAAGACUAUGCGUAUAGUAAAAGGAUUUGACCAGGUCUACUUGGCAGCCCAAUUGCAUUUUCACUGGGGGACCACAGAGGUUCCUGGUUCAGAGCACACCAUUGAUAAUGUCCACUUCCCUGCUGAGAUCCAUGUGGUACAUUAUAAUUCAAAAUAUGAAAAUAUUAAAGAGGCUGCAACCAAACCGGAUGGACUCGCUGUGUUAGGAGCCUUCAUCGGGAUUGGUCUUCAUGAGAAUGAAAACUAUGGAAAAAUCCUGUCUGAAAUUAAAGAUGUGAGUGCUGAGGAGUCGAGCACUACAAUCCCCAGUUUCAAUGUUCGUCACCUUCUGCCAAACAGUCUGGAGAGGUUUUUCAGAUACUCUGGGUCUCUCACAACUCCACCAUGUUACCAAUCAGUGACCUGGACUGUAUUCAAUGACACAAUUACAGUCUCAAGGAAACAGCUGGCUGCUCUGGAGUUGACACUGAAAGCAGGACACAACCAUAGCUUAUCCGAAAACUUCAGAGCUCCACAAAAUCUUAACGGAAGACAAGUUCUGGCCUCUUUCCAAUCUUCACAUAAUGUAUAUGACAAACUAUCUCGAGGUGACAUCUUGGCCAUUGCUUUUGGAGUGUUGUUUGCUCUGACUUUGCUCCUGUUCUUCCUGUAUGCUUAUCGACAGCGACAAAACCACUCAAAGAUGUCUGACACCAGACAAAAUGUUAUCUAUAAACAAGCAACCAAAGAAGAUGUGUAAAGCUGCCACGUGUGCUUUGGUUACAAACAAUACAGUGCCAGUUAAAAGUGCUUACGCUUAUAGAGACAAAUGCAUGUUCCCUUAUGUUUAUAUGCAACACACUACAAGUUAAAAGGCAAAAACAUACACGAAAUGGACUGUGAAUGACUGGAAGAAAGUUUUGUGGAUAUUCCAAAUGUGACAUUUUACAGAAGAUCUUCUUUAAGAUUCUAAACAGGACAGAUGUUAGCAGACUGCCUCAACUCCACAAACAUGGAGGUGGAAGCUUAAUGGUUUGGGGUUGUGGAAGGUUGGAGAUUCAUUUCGGGUGAAAGGAAAACUGAACCAACAUGGCUACCAUUCCAUACUUCAACACCGACUUCACCAUACAACAAAACGAUGAGCCGAAGUGGACGUCAAGGACUCUUCGAAUUUUAUUAAAACAGAAAAGGGUAUUUAUGCAAUUUUAUAUAUGUAUAGUUUAUUGGAUUAUGCACACUUUAUCCAGGGCAAAUUACAUUUUUUUUGUCAUUUUAUACAACGAGUGUUAAGGGGCCCUGCUCAAGGGCCCAUCUGUGGCAGCUUGGUGGUGCUUUGAACUCAUUGCCUUUUAAUCAGAAGUCAAACAUCUUAACCACUGAGCAACCACUUUCCCUAAAUUUCUGAGGAAGAACUGACAUAUAAGGUAAACCUAUAUAUCAAACAGAGACAUAAACAACCUCAGCAGAAUGUGGGUCAUAUAAACCAGUGACCAUUUGUAGGGCAAUAAAAGUAUGUGUUAGUAAAGGAGCCAUUUUACUGAAUAGAUUUUAAUGAAAAUAAAGUGGAACAUCUGUAUAUAUGUUACACCCCCGAGUUUGUUGCAUAGAAACAAAAGGAACAUGCAUGUGUCUUUCAAACCAUAAAAGACUCCAAACUUUCCAAUCUUCUCACACUCUAAGGUCAUAUUAUCGAGUUGCUGUCAAGACAUUGCUGAAUGUUAUAUAGAAAAACAGGAUCUGUUAAUGAAUUGCAAUUGUAUUGUAUUAUUGUCUUUAUUCUUGUAAUUACUACCUUGUUGUCUCUUGUGGGCUUUAAUUUAAAAAAGGAAGAUGUAGUUUUGUUGUAUCACAAAAAAAUUCUCACUUCCAUUUUUGCAGUAUAGAAACGCAUUUAAUUGUUGUAAGGCCGUACGAGAAGCCAUGACCUAUUUCUGACCAUUUUCAAAAAAUCUUGUUCCGUGUUUAAACUUCGCACCGAAUUACCGUGUUAACAAUGUGUUCAUGUUACGUUGAUGAUACGCACAAAAAUCCGUACUCUAUAAAUCAAUGAGAACAAUGAAUGGGUUUCAGUCAAACAAGAGGAAAGAGACGGAAAAAUGGACAAACUACGACAUAUCUGUUUAACUAAACAUGGUGGUUGAGCAAAGUAGUCACUAUGUAAUCACAGCAAAGUGACUGGUGUUUGUGAAUCAUUUGCUCUGUUUACAAAAGGCAAUGUCUAUUCAACCACAACAUGAUAAUGUACACAGGUCAGACAAAGUUCAUGCUAACUGAAGUGAACUGAUCUGGCGGCUUUGCUAUCGAACAUUAAAUGAAAACCUCAAGAGGUGGAACUGUGAGUGGCUGAUUUGCCAACGUUGCAAUUAAAAACUCAUACAUGCCACUAACACAUGAUAACCUUGUUUAUGGGGAUUGUUUUCUUCAGAAUUUGAUGCCUGUAGUAUACCAUGCAUUUUGUAAUAAAGAUACAAAUGAAUUAU